Molecule: messenger RNA, 1473 nt
Organism: Heterobasidion irregulare TC 32-1
Lineage: Eukaryota; Fungi; Basidiomycota; Agaricomycetes; Russulales; Bondarzewiaceae
Exons: 3
Coding region: 1-1473 (490 amino acids)
Molecular function (GO): protein binding
Source: RefSeq, a predicted model, not a curated record
AUGGGUUCUUGGGACGAGCUUUGUCUUCUGUGCGGCAUCUGCCCAGCAGGCGGCCCCUCCGCACUUCUUCAUCGCAAUGACCUCCAUGACAUAGCUUGCCAACUUGCGGCAGAAAUCCGUGUCGACACCCUGACUGACGACGACAUCCUGUCCAUUGUGACCGAAGCUCUCACCUCUUCUUUUUCAGACGACGACCGCAUGCUGGGCUACCGCCCGAAGUGGUUGCCGGACGGACUUGGUCAGCGUGCCGACCUCACCCAAUGCACAUGCAUCGCAAUAGGCUACUUCGAUGUGGAUAGGGAGGGAGAGGCCCCUAUUCGUGAUAAUGGCAGAGUGCCGGAUGGCCGGAAUGUGGAGGUGCGCCGAGUACGCGAUAUCGUGGGCGGGGACUUUCGUGUUAUCGUGAGGGCAAUCGUCGAUGAAGACGACGAACAGAAGGAUUCAGAAACGCUGGAGGUGCUUGAACCGGAAGAACAGGAGGGGUCGGGAGAUCAAGAAGAAUGGACGGAGCGUGAGGAGGACUGCGAUUCUGCAUGCUCAGUCUCCGAGGUCAACCACCCCAAUAAUCCGAACUUCUGGCUCUGCGAGCGGUGCUACCAACUUCUCCAUGCUUGGUUAGAUAAAGAUGCUCUCCCGUGCAGAAAUCCGGCAUUACAUUCCGCUUCGGAGCCCAUGUCGCUGGCAGGGGAGCUCUACGAGAUCGUUAACUCCAGGGCGCAACGCCGACAGGACGCUGAUACAGGCCUGUUACCGUGCAUCGAUUACAAUGGAAUCGAAGCCACGCUCGAACAAUGGCAAGUUCAUUUUGCUCCUGGCCGGCGUGGCUCGCGGUACAUAGCGAAAGGCAUCCGUACCGGUCUCAGAGGCCCAGAUUUGAUACCCGCCAUCAUGCGCGACUUCAGAUGUUGGAUGUUCUUGCAGCCAGAUCUAUGGCCCGAACCUACUGGCUCAUAUCCAGCAUUCGUUCCUUUCCAAGGCGCUCAUACUGAUCUAUCACCGAUUAUCGCUACGCUCCCAGUCGAAUUGUUGAUCCUUAUCAUGCGCGAGCUUCCCGUAGAGUCGUUACUCUCCUUAGCGGCCACCUGCAGACUCCUUCGAGGUCUUAUCACGGACCCGACAUUCAUGGAUCGUGUGCUUCGAGAGAUACUGCUGUAUGGAGACAUUCGUUGGAUCCUGCCCGCCACUCCCGACGAGAUUCCACGUGCGCAUGAGGUUGCCUCACGGUGGCUUUCCGAGCCUGGUACGAACGCAUCUGGGCAGAACUUUUCGUCUCCGUUUGCGUCUCCGCGUUUUCCGUACCUGGCAUUUGUCUACGCGUGCUUCCAAUCGGACUCGAUGAAGAACAGAAAGAGGAUAUGGGGGAUGGUCAAGCAAUUUGAAGGACUUUGGGUGGACUACCGAGUGAGAGGAUGGGAGGUGGACCGGUUCUAUCCGUCGAGCGACCUUCCCUGGCUCGAGAAAACUGUGGAAUGA